Molecule: messenger RNA, 2349 nt
Organism: Maylandia zebra (zebra mbuna)
Lineage: Eukaryota; Metazoa; Chordata; Actinopteri; Cichliformes; Cichlidae
Source: RefSeq, a predicted model, not a curated record
AUGAAACGGAAUGACAGGGAACUGAAAUUUGCCAGGACAAUGAUUUUUACUGUGGAGGAGAUCAAUAGAGAUGCUAUACUGCUUCCUGGAGUGAGUCUGAGUUAUAGGGUGUAUAAUGGCUGCGGGAGUGAAAACCUAAUACGGGCAGCUGUAGAGGCUAUAAGUGGAGAGAAUUCAAAAAGCUGCAGUGAUCAGGUCCAGGCUCUAGUUGGCCAUUCUUCAUCAGGAGUAAGUGGAGACAUAAACUUCAUAUUAAGUUCACUAUCAGUUCCACAGGUGAGUCACCUUUCAACCUGUGCUUGCUUAAGUGACAGAAGACUUUACCCCACCUUCUUCAGAACAGUGCCAAGUGACCGCUACCAAAUCAGUGGUCUAGCACAGCUUAUGAAAUAUUUUGACUGGCGCUGGGUGGGAGUUAUUUAUUCAAUAGGCAUGUACUCAGAGGAUGGUACAGCUGACUUUGUUAAGGAAGCAAAGAAAGAAGGCAUAUGUAUUGAAUACAGUCUGCCCUACUCACAAACAAGCAAAAAACUUUUCAGUGUUAUUCUAGACACACUACUGGAGUCCUCAUCAAAUGUGGUCCUCUUGUUUAUGUCCUUGUCUUAUGCCAAAUCAUUCCUGUCAGAAAUUGAAACUUAUAAAAUAACUGGAAAGCAGUGGAUUGGCACAGAGUCAUGGAUAAUGCAACCAGACCUGGCUUCUGCUGACAGAAAGCACAUUUUACAUGGGGCAAUGGGCUUUGCGCUCCCUCACGCAUCCAUACCAGGUCUUGGAGAAUUCUUACUUGGUUUGAAGCCUUCUGAUGAGCCACAGAGUGCAUUAAUUAAAGCUUUCUGGGAGGAAUUCUUUGACUGCAGCUACUCUCCAUCAAACACUUCUACUAUGUGUACUGGUGCAGAGGACCUGCGAACAGUCUCAAAUGAUUACACAGAUGUGGCAUAUUUCAGGGAAGAGAAUAAUGUAUAUAAAGCGGUGUAUUCAGUAGCAUAUGCCCUACACACUCUACUGCAAUGUCAGAAUGGCUCAAAUCCUACAACAGGGAAGCUUUGUGUGAACAAAAAUGAGGUUCAACCUAAGUUGGUGCUCGAACACAUUAAGUAUGUGAACUUCACAACUAAGAAUGGGGUCAGGGUUUUAUUUGAUGAAUAUGGGCAAUCAGUUGCCCUCUAUGACUUAGUAAACUGGCAGAUGAAAGAGGACGGCUCUGCUGAAAUUAGUAUUAUUGGUCAAUAUGAUGCCUCUUUUCCAAAGGAGGAAAGAUUCAGACUAAAAGAAGAUGUCAUCAUAGUUUGGGGAGGAAACAGUAGUGAGGUUCCCAGGUCUGUCUGCAGAGAACCAUGUCUGCCAGGGACUCGAAAGGCUAUAAACAAGAAUAAGCCUGUUUGCUGCUUUGACUGCUUUAAAUGCCCCGAGGGAACAAUUAGUAAUCAGACAAAUUCUCCUGACUGUUUGCUCUGUCCACCUGAAUUUUGGCCAAAUGAAAACAGAGACAAGUGUCUUCCAAAACCUACUGAAUACCUUUCCUACAAAGAGAUCAUGGGGGCACUUUUAACUGCAUUUAGUUGUAUUGGUGUGUUUUUAGCACUAAUGAUAUCAGUAAUAUUUUUGACUCAUAAAGAGACUCCUGUUGUAAGAGCAAACAACUCUGAGCUGAGCUUCCUGCUGUUAUUCUCACUGAAACUGUGUUUCCUGUGUUCUCUGACGUUCAUCGGGCGUCCCUCCGAGUGGUCCUGCAUGCUACGACACACAGCAUUUGGCAUUACCUUCGUUCUCUGUAUCUCUUGCGUUCUGGGGAAAACAAUAGUGGUUUUAAUGGCCUUCAGAGCUACACUUCCAAGCAGUAAUGUCAUGAAGUGGUUUGGGCCUGUACAACAGAGGCUCACUGUUCUGAUAUUUACUCUGAUUCAGGUUAUGAUAUGUAUACUUUGGCUAACAAUAAACCCCCCAUUCCCAAACAUGAACAUUGACUACUAUAAAGAAAAGAUCAUCUUAGAGUGUGCUCUGGGUUCAGCUGUUGGAUUCUGGGCUGUCCUGGGUUAUAUUGGACUUCUUGCUAUCUUGUGUUUUAUACUUGCUUUUCUUGCUAGAAAACUGCCAGAUAGCUUUAAUGAGGCCAAACUGAUCACUUUCAGUAUGCUGAUAUUCUGUGCAGUAUGGAUCACAUUUAUCCCUGCAUAUGUCAGCUCUCCAGGGAAAUUCACUGUAGCUGUGGAAAUAUUUGCCAUUCUGGCAUCAAGUUUUGGUUUGUUGGUGUGCAUUUUUGUUCCAAAAUGUUAUAUAAUCAUAUUUAGGCCAGAACAAAAUUCUAAAAAGCAUUUGAUGGGAAAAAUACCACUAAGAACGAUGUAA